AUGCGUACGCUGGUCCUACUUCUAACUUGGAUUGCCCUCUGGCCUCUUGCGUUCGUGAGCGCUGGUUGCGCUACGAAUGAACGCGUUGUCAUGGUGAAGGAUGGUAGUGGUGAGCAAGAACAACACGGAGGUGCCGGUCUCUUCCAUCUAGGUCAUCGGAAGCCAUGGCCUCAAGUCAAACUCAACAACGUGAAGUAUCGAUUGAUCAAAUACUGUUACAGUGGCCCUGAAGCACGAAAUGCACUUCACUGCUCCCAUGUUAUGCCUGCACUUACUGUAUGGGGCAACAAACUCGGGACUCCUGCCAGCGCGAAGACUGGUCAUAGUUUGGCAUGGCACGAGACCCACGACGACAAUCCGGACCCAAAGAAACGCGUGCUUCAGUACUGCCACACCCCAGACGGCAAUUGGAACCCCAAGGUCCCUGGAGACGCCCUUAUGAUAAGCAUAUAUUUCCAAGACCCUGGGUUGGCAUUGUCUAGUAUUGGCUAUAGCGACAGUUCUGAGUCUACAACACCAGGACGAAACUUCGUAAAGAUAGGCUUAGAGACGAACCUUAGCGAUGCUGUACAUGAGUUCGGACACGUGCUUGGAUUGGUACAUGAGGUGCACCGAAGCGACCGCGACGACUACGUGCUGUAUCAAUGCAAGCAUGUCAUCGGCUACCAAGACUGCUUGGACAAAGCGAUGGCGGCCGAAAAAAUGAGCCAACAGGAUGCGUCUGCAAAGCUGUGUGAAGAUUUCGACUUCGCAACCAAAUAUAACUUCUUUGGCACUCAGUUCCUCAAAAGCCCUGGGGGCGAGAAUGUGGACCAGGGGAAUUUCGAUCUGGAUUCCAUCAUGCUUUAUCACUCAUUGGUCAUGUCCAACAGCAUCUGUGUGAUAGAUAUGCACCAGUGUCCACUACUCCAAUACAAGAAAGAAGGCGGCAAGACGGCUGGGUUGGAGAGGAUCCCACCGCGAGAUAUGCCUUCGGCUGGCGAUAUUGCCUUGGUCAAGAAGUGGUAUCCUUGGGAAGACUAA
This is a messenger RNA of Boeremia exigua, 1023 nucleotides long. RefSeq lists its product as uncharacterized. The transcript is spliced from 4 exons. Gene Ontology annotation, biological process: proteolysis. The record is from RefSeq and is a predicted model, not a curated record. Gene Ontology annotation, molecular function: metalloendopeptidase activity. Bases 1 to 1023 code for a protein of 340 amino acids. Lineage: Eukaryota; Fungi; Ascomycota; Dothideomycetes; Pleosporales; Didymellaceae.